Molecule: messenger RNA, 1515 nt
Organism: Asterias rubens (European starfish)
Lineage: Eukaryota; Metazoa; Echinodermata; Asteroidea; Forcipulatida; Asteriidae
Product: spectrin alpha chain, non-erythrocytic 1-like
Exons: 6
Coding region: 1-1515 (504 amino acids)
Biological process (GO): actin cytoskeleton organization
Cellular component (GO): cell junction; cell projection; plasma membrane
Molecular function (GO): actin filament binding
Source: RefSeq, a predicted model, not a curated record
AUGGAGGAGCCGUGCAGCCCGAUUGUCUCGGACGAAAUGACCCGUGCGGAUACCCUGUCGUUCAGCAUCAGCCGGAUCUUGAGUAAACCUUGCAUUAAGACCGGGAAAACUUUAUCCAUCACGAGGGACGCCCGCUGUGCCGUGGAUUCGGCGGUUCAUCCCCACCACCAGGUGUACUACGCCCGCUCCGCAUCCCCGUUAUCUUCGAACCCGUCGGUGUCUUCUUCGACUUCUUCGUCGGUGGGGCCGUUGCAGCAGAGCGUACCGGGGCUGAGCCCGUCCUCGACGGCACAUGAUGAGUUUGGGACGGUACUCCGUGUGCCGGCACAUCGGCCGAUGGCUUUACCGUUCAGCAGCAUGUUCCCGUGGAUGGAGAGUAGGCGGCUUAUCAUGAUUCUUGUUGAGAAAACCAAUGCUGAUUGGUGGAGCAUCCGUAAAUCAUCAGGUGAUGAAGGCUUCGUACCGGCUAAUUAUGUCAAGGAAACCCAACCAAGGAUUGUUAAGAAGAAAGUACAGAAACGAGUCAAGGUACCAGAGAAGGUGAAAGUGAAGAAGACAAAGACGAGACGAGAGAUGGUUCGGACUAAGAAAGUGAGGGGUAAAGGAGCGUCGUUGUCUAGAAGCUCAAGUUUAAGACGAAGUAACCACUUUGACAAGGAGAACAUUGAGUUAAGACAGCAAGGUAUUGAUGGCACGUACAAACGUCUUCAGAAACUGGCCGUAGCUCGGAGACGCUAUCUUGAAGAUGCCAUCAAGUUGUUCUCAUUUUACAGAGAAUGUGAUGAAUUUGAAGUAUGGAUCAAAGAGAAGGAAAAAAUCCUCAAGAAACGAGAGACGUUAUCUGAGCGAGUCGAGGCUUCAAGACGCAAGUUUGAGAAUCUCUUGACUGACCUUGUUGCGAAUCAAGGACGUAUUGACCGGAUCAAUAAGAUGGCAGAUGAGUUUGUACGGACUGGACACAGCAAGCAAGCUGAUGUAAGAAAGAGACAGAAAGAGAUUAAUGACCAGUGGGAGAGAUUGAUGAAACUUAAAGAGGAAAAGGAGAAGAUGCUCGAAGGAGCUUCAAGCAUUGAAUUGUACAACCAUUCUUGGGGUGAAUGCAAGGAGUGGAUAAUGGAUAAGUUCCAUGCCCUGUCUUCUUAUGAUCCUGGUAAAGACACACAGUCUGUGCAAGACCUUCAACGCAAACAUGAAAACCUACAGAGAGAAUUAGCACCAGUCCAGGAGAAACUCAGGAAACUUGGGCUGCUCGCAAAAGCGGUGAAAACCUCCUAUCCAAAUGAAGGUGAUCAUAUUGACCAACGACAGAACGAGAUCAGGGAAUUAUGGGAUACCUUAGAAGCUAAAGCAGCAGAGAGACGAGCCCAGUUGGAACAGAGUCGGGAUAUCAGUCGAUUCCAUCAUGAGACCAAGGAAUUGGUAAGUGUCUUCAAAUGUACAUCAGUAGCAGUAAAUUAUUACAUCAGUAAUCUGAGCACAGUUGGAACAGAGGGAUAUCAGUCGAUUCCAUCAUGA